Messenger RNA from Carassius auratus (goldfish), 3901 nucleotides. RefSeq names its product RING finger protein unkempt homolog. Gene Ontology annotation, biological process: cell morphogenesis involved in neuron differentiation. The record is from RefSeq and is a predicted model, not a curated record. NCBI's taxonomy places the organism in Eukaryota, Metazoa, Chordata, Actinopteri, Cypriniformes, Cyprinidae. The transcript has 15 exons. Gene Ontology annotation, molecular function: metal ion binding; mRNA CDS binding. The coding region runs from base 351 to 2705 and encodes 784 amino acids.
CUCGCUCUUAAUUUGGGGAUUUACUUCUGUUCGUUAUCUCUGACUUCACUUUUCUAUGACGUAGCUAGAGCCGUUUAGAUCGUCGUUGUUUUAAAUUGAUUAUUUCCAACGGAUCAGUUCACAGAACAAAUCUAUGCUCGCAAUCAAUGCUCGCGCUGAACUGAAUUGGUCCGAGCGACGCUCGAAUCGAACUGUUUCGAAAGAACCGAUUCGCGCACUACUACGACGUCAUCACAAUGCCCCGGAAUUUCCUCCUCGCCAGAUUUGGCGCAUGCGCACAUCGUAAAUAGAGUGCGGACUUCGCUGCUCUCCUAAUUUUAAAUUGUUUGAUGGCCACACAUUGAUAAAUCAUGUCAAAAGCACCAUCUCAGGCCGGUUCUUCCGGUGCCGCGGCUAACCUGGGACCUUCAUCGUCCUCUUCCUGCUCCUCACCUUCGACAGGCGGCACGACGUCCCCCGCUACACAGCACGCACAGCCCGAGAAACCCCAGCACUACACGUAUCUGAAGGAGUUCAGGACGGAGCAGUGUUCCCUGUUCGUGCAGCACAAGUGCACUCAGCACAGGCCCUUCACCUGCUUCCACUGGCACUUCCUGAACCAAAGACGACGGAGGCCGAUUCGCAGACGAGAUGGAACAUUUAAUUACAGCCCUGAUGUGUACUGUGUUAAAUACGAUGAGGGCAAUGGAUCAUGUCCCGACGGAGAUGAGUGUCCGUUUCUGCACCGGACAGCUGGCGACACAGAGAGGCGCUAUCACCUGCGUUACUAUAAGACAGGUUCCUGUAUCCACGAGACUGAUGGGAAGGGCCACUGCAGUAAGAACGGCCCUCACUGUGCCUUUGCUCACGGCUCCCAUGACCUCCGUAGCCCCGUCUAUGACAUCAGAGAGGCUCAGGUGUUAGAAGCCCAAGCUGCUACUGGAUUGGUUGAGGGCACCUCUGGAGAAGGGCAGUCAGGAGUCGUGGCCAGCACUGCACUCAUAGAAAAGAUCCUGAGUGAAGAUCCACGCUGGCAAGACAGUAGUUUCGUGCUCUCCCAUUACAAGACAGAGCUUUGCAAAAAACCUCCGCGGCUGUGUCGUCAGGGGUAUGCGUGUCCCUACUAUCACAACAGCAAAGACCGCAGACGGAGCCCUCACAAACACAAAUACAGAUCUCUGCCGUGUCCCUCAGUGAAGCACAGUGAUGAGUGGGGGGACCCGAGUAAAUGUGAGAGUGGAGAAAGCUGCCAGUACUGCCACACACGGACAGAACAGCAGUUCCACCCGGAGAUCUACAAAUCCACCAAAUGCAAUGACAUGCAGCAGAGUGGCAACUGUCCCAGAGGGCCGUUCUGUGCUUUUGCUCAUUUAGAAAAAGUGACUGUCAGUGAUGAGCAGCUGGCCGCACAAUGCAGUUCACCUCCGCUAGAAACUUCCUUCUCUGCUUCCUUAGAAGACUUCAGCCAGAGUGGGCUGAGUGCCAGCACAGAGGAAGGGCUGCUGGGAAGGGUUCUGUUCGAGGAGUCCUUCAGUCUUGAGGCCAGUCCAGGAGGAGAGGGGGGGUAUGGGAAAGCCCCUGGGUUUGAGAGGGAGGACCAGGCCAAACAUAAAAGCAUUUUAAUGGAACAGCGCAUCAGAGACAUUUCAUCCAUGCACAGCAAACAGGAUUUAUUGGUGUUUCUGCCUGUCGGCAGUCCUCGCAGUAUGUCCUCCAGCAUACCCUCCAGUCUGGCAGCCACCCCACCCAGCCCUGCACCCCCAGGCCCGUCUUCAGGCAUGAACGCCAACGCUCUUCCCUUCUACCCUACAAGUGACACGGUGGAGUCCGUAGUGGAGUCUGCAUUGGAUGAUUUAGAUCUGAAUGACUUUGGAGUCUCGGCUCUUGAGAAGAGUCUGGAGAGUUCAGCUCGACCCAGCAUGGGUCUCAUGUUGGGAGGCAGUCAGUUACAGAGUUCAGCACCUGUCAACAUCCCGGGAUCCCUCAGUAGCCCCUCCCCUUUCAGAUCGCCCUCACCUUCUCCACCAAUCAGAGCCCACCACUCUCCAUUCCUCUCUGCACAGAUGCCACAACCCAGCCAAUCAGAGAGCAGUUUUUUGGGGACCUCCCAUGGUUCUUUAGGUUUAAAUGGCAUGAGCAGCAGUAUUUGGGAACAUUUUCCGACAGGCCAAAUUUCACCAGGUACCCCUCCUGCCCUACUUUCCACAGGAAGCAUGUACGAGGCGUCACGUCUCAAACAGGAAGUGGAAGAGGCACACAGGGUACUAAAACAUUGGGACCACAGCUGGAGACAGAUGGCUCAGUCAUUGGCGGUCUUAAAAGCAGACGCAGAGGAAUCUCAUCUCUUGGCGGGACAGCUGGGUAUGGAGGCGGAGCGAGCGCUUCAGGCUGAAGUGGAGGCGCAACAGCAAGCUGCUGUCCUGGAGGAGGCCCUAGAGAGCCUACGGCACGCAGAGAACCCACAUCUCCAGCUUCACCAGUUACAGUUACUGCACCGACUGCCACUGAGCUCCAUCUGCAGCCUGCAGGCACAGAUCUGCUCCUGCUUACGCACCGUAGAACAGGCUGUGUUCAGGAAGCAGAGGUUAUAUUGUGUAUCUUGCGAUGAGAUGGGAUCAGUGACGUUACAAUGCCAACAUGGCCUGCACUGCGAACGAUGCGCAGCCUCGACAGAAUGCCCGCUGUGCACUGAACACCAGCAGAACAUGAACAUCCCACAAUCAUAAUCCUAAUCUGCUAUCAUCCUCGCAGGAUCUCAUUCACAUUUCACUCAAAUUCUCAUUAAAUGUAUCCUAUAAAGCCCAAAGCCUUAUCUUAGCUAAAAGCUGAGAUUUAAUUGAUAAAUACGAUCUGGUUUGAUUCAUAUUAAUGCUAUGCCAUAUUCUUCACGUUUGCACCCAGUCAGUCCUCCUAAACCUCAGUGGGACCAUUUUAUUUAAAAAAAAAAAAAUUACUAGAGAGACACUGACACGCAUUACCAGUUUGUGAUAUUUUCAUGUUUAUUGUGGGGACAAAACAUCACGGAUACAGUAUAAUAAUAUGGUUAUGUCUCAUUGUAAUCAUAAUUUUCAAUGUCUUUUAAAUGGGAACAGCAAACAUAAAGUAUUCAAAUCUGGUCGAUCACUAAUAAUAAUGCUAACAUGACAACACAUUUAGAGAUUUUAAGGAAAUAUUUAAGUGAAGAUCAUGAUACCAAAUUGCCAUAUUCCCUAUAUGAUUUAAUAUAUAGAAUCCUAACACGUAUAUAGUAAGACAAUCCUAUUCUUUAAAAAAACAACAAAAAAAAAAACAUGUUUAAAUCGAAAUAUGGAAUGUCCUUCCAGAACAUUCUGAAAUGUUUACAGUAGAAAUGCAGUUUGUGCAUCUUCAGUGCAGCUGAAACGUUGUUGUUGUUUUUGCCAGACAUGGGGAGAUUUCAUAAUGAGUAUAGUUUGUAGCUAUAUAGGACAUUUACAAUUACAUUUAUAGGAUUUUUAAAGGAGAAAUUCCAGGGAACUGCUACAGCAAGGAGGAAAAUAAAUACGGUUUUGAAGCUUUUCAUUCUCAGGUUUUUUUUUUUUUUUUUUUUUGAUUUUUAGUAAUCUGGAGUGCAAGAGCAAGGCGGCAAACCCUUUAUGCAAAUCUUAUAAUAUGCAUAUUUUAUUUAAUGCAUUUAUUGAAUAAUUUGCCUGUUUAUUAAACCAACAGCAUGUUCCCAACUGCAGCUUUUUUUCAUGUAGAGGUGUUUUAUACGAACACAUGUGAAGAAGCGGAUAAUUCAUGUGCACAGAUUACCAAACACGAGAGCAGUCAUAAGCUACGGCUGUCAGGAGAGGGCUUGACUUCAGUGCGUUUCGAUUUAUUUGGAUGAUUUUAAUUGAAUUCAGUUUGAAGGCACGGUUAUAUGGGAUGCUCCACUGAUGACUUCCCUUGAAACAGCUUC